Molecule: messenger RNA, 1152 nt
Organism: Uloborus diversus
Lineage: Eukaryota; Metazoa; Arthropoda; Arachnida; Araneae; Uloboridae
Exons: 3
Coding region: 1-1152 (383 amino acids)
Source: RefSeq, a predicted model, not a curated record
AUGGAUACCGAUGCCUUUGAAUAUUUGUUGGCCAAAGUGGAGCCCCUCAUAGUCAAAGAAAAUACGGUGAUGAGGGAAGCUAUUCCAGCUGGUGAAAAACUUGCCAUCACCCUCAGAUACUUAGCAACAGGGGAGACACAGAGCUCCAUCGCUUUCAACUUCAGGGUGGCACAGAAUACAAUAUCCGGAAUUAUACCUGUUGUAUGCAAGGCCAUUACGCAAGUACUGAAGGAGGAGAUGAGAGUGCCAAAAACUCGAGAAGAGUGGUUGAAAAUAUCUGAGGAGUUUUUCAUGCAGUGGAACUUUCCAAACUGCAUUGGAGCUCUCGAUGGGAAGCAUAUUAAAAUUGCUCCACCACCGAAUUCCGGCUCAACAUACUGGAAUUAUAAGCACUUCAACAGUAUUGUGCUGCUGGCACUCAUCGAUGCCAACAUGAAAUUUUUAUUUGUAGAUGUUGGCACAAAUGGCCGCAUCAGUGAUGGAGGGGUUUACAAUAAGUGCACCCUGAAGAAAUACAUUGAAGGCCAUAAACUGAACAUACCAGCAGGACAAUUUCUUCCUAGCACAAAUGUUCCUGCUCCUUUUGUAAUAGUGGCCGACGAUGCUUUCCCGUUUGAGGAGAACAUCCUCAAACCCUAUAAGGGAACACCCCUCACAGAAGAGAUGAUAAUAUUCAAUUACCGCCUGUCGAGGGCUCGAAGAGUAACGGAAAAUGCUUUCGGCAUCUUGGCCAACAGGUUCAGGGUUUCCCAAAGCGAAAUUUUGACUCUCCCUGUCAAGGCAAUAAGUAUAGUCAUGGCUGCAUGUAGCCUUCACAAUUUUUUGCGGUCAAGAUGCCUGGAGCUUUACUCUCCUUUACCGAGCCUCGACAGGGAGGAAGUAGUGAUAAAGAAAAUUUUCAAGGGAAGCUGGAGGCACAAUACGAAUGCAUUACCUCCUUUGAAAACUGAUAAGCGAUCAGGGUCCUUUGUGGCCAAAGAGCGUGCAACUGACGUCGUGCUGCCUUCAACUCCACCUGAUGAUGAUGACUACCAUGAUGACGACAACGAUGAUGAUGACUACCAUGAUGACGACAACGAUGCUGAUGACUACCGUAAUGAAGAUUACGACAACGAUGAUGAUGCUGACGACGAUGGAGGAGCAACGACUUGA